This is a messenger RNA of Callorhinus ursinus (northern fur seal), 954 nucleotides long. Its product is annotated as putative taste receptor type 2 member 33. NCBI's taxonomy places the organism in Eukaryota, Metazoa, Chordata, Mammalia, Carnivora, Otariidae. Gene Ontology annotation, cellular component: membrane. The record is from RefSeq and is a predicted model, not a curated record. Gene Ontology annotation, biological process: detection of chemical stimulus involved in sensory perception of bitter taste; sensory perception of taste; G protein-coupled receptor signaling pathway. Gene Ontology annotation, molecular function: G protein-coupled receptor activity; bitter taste receptor activity.
AUGGUAACUUUACUACCGGGCAUUUUUUCCAUCCUAGUAAUAACAGAAUUUGUUCUAGGAAAUUUUGCCAGUGGCUUCAUAGCAGUGGUGAACUGCAUUGUCUGGGUCAAGAGACAAAAGACGUCCUCAGCUGAUCAAAUUCUCACUGCUCUGGCGGUCUCCAGAAUCGGUUUGCUCUGGGUAAUGUUAAUAAACUGGUAUGCAACUGUGUUGAAUCCAGCUUUAUAUAGUUUAGAAGUAAGAUUUCUUGUUCUUGCACGGAUGGUAAACAAUCAUUUUAGUAUCUGGCUUGCUACUAGCCUCAGCAUAUUUUAUUUGUUCAAAAUAGCCAAUUUCUCUAACCUUAUUUUUCUUCGCCUGAAGUGGAGAGUUAAAAGUGUAGUUCUUGCGUUACUGUUGGAGUCUUUGUUCUUUUUGGUUUUUCAUGUUGCAGUGCUAAGCAUAUGUGAGAAAAGCAUACAUGAGAAAAAUUCCUUCAUAAGCAAGAUGAAGGAAUACGAAGGAAACAUCACUAAGCAGACCAAAUUGGGGAACAUUGUAAGCCUGUUGAAUAUGACUGUAUUCACGCUAGCAAACUUUGUGCCCUUUGCUAUAUCCCUGACAUCUUUCCUGCUCUUAACCUUUUCCCUGUGGAAACAUCUCAAGAAGAUGCAAUCCAGUGGUAGAAGAUCCCAAGAUCCCAGCACCAAGGUCCACAUAAGAGCCAUGCAGACUGUGAUCUCCUUUCUCUUGUUAUUAGCUGGUCACUUCCUGACUCUAAUUGUCACAGUCUGGAGUUCUAAUGGGCUGCAGAACAAACUAUUCUUCAUGCUUUGCCAAGCUUUUGGAUUCUGGUAUCCUUCAAGCCACUCAUUUAUCCUGAUCUGGGGAAACAAGAAGCUCAAACAGGUCUUUCUGUCUGUUUUAUACCAGGGGACGUGCUGGCUGAAAGAACAGAAACUCUCAACUCCAUAG